This is a messenger RNA of Loxodonta africana (African savanna elephant), 3971 nucleotides long. It is a transcript of the gene DEF8, whose product is annotated as differentially expressed in FDCP 8 homolog. The transcript has 12 exons. Bases 389 to 1792 code for a protein of 467 amino acids. The record is from RefSeq and is a predicted model, not a curated record. NCBI's taxonomy places the organism in Eukaryota, Metazoa, Chordata, Mammalia, Proboscidea, Elephantidae.
GUGGAGGGAGGGACUGUUCCGGACAGGCUGGGCCCUGACUCAGGCAGUGACUGUGAAACCUGGACUUCAGGCUUCGGUGGUAAAUAGCCCUUAAAGCGACAGCGACCCUGGUCCCUGAGUCCCAUUGGGCCCCAGCAGAAGGCCUCGUUCCAGGUAUGAGCAGGAAGGAUGGACUUUUCUCCUGCUAUCCCCCACUGGGGUGGCUCCUGGGGCCUUCCCCUGCAGCUGCAGAGCUGACAGCAGGACCUCUGGGUGGCCCUGCUGUGGGCAGGAUGUAGGAGACCGGCUGGGGGCAUCGUUGGCCCACCCAGGGCUUCAGCCUAGCUGUCUUCAGCACCUGGAGUUUCUUUUGAUCACCAAGUCCUCUCUCCAACACCUUAUGAGCUGAAUGGAGGGAGUCAGGACUGGUGGGCUCUAUAGGAGGUGGGAUGCUAUGGAAUAUGACGAGAAGCUGGCCCGGUUUCGGCAGGCCCACCUCAACCCCUUCAACAAGCAGCUCAGCGAGCAACGGCAUGAACAGGGGCCUGGGGAGGAGGCCCUGGACCUCAGUGCUGAAGAGGUCCCUCCAGAGCUACCCCCUGCAGAACCAGAACUCCGCUGCACUGAAUGCGUGAUGGAUCUUGGCUUGUCCGAGGACCACUUCUCCCGGCCCGUGCAGGGCCUGUUCCUGGCCUCCGACGUGCAGCAACUGCGUCAGGCCAUUGAGGAGUGCAAACAGGUGAUCCUGGAGCUGCCCGAGCAGUCAGAGAAGCAGAAGGAUGCUGUGGUACGACUCAUUCACUUGCGGCUGAAGCUCCAGGAGCUGAAGGACCCCAACGAGGAUGAGCCCAACAUUCGAGUCCUCCUAGAACACCGCUUCUACAAGGAGAAGAGCAAAAGUGUCAAGCAGACCUGUGACAAGUGUAACACCAUCAUUUGGGGGCUCAUCCAGACCUGGUAUACCUGCACAGGGUGUUAUUACCGCUGUCACAGCAAGUGCCUGAACCUCAUCUCCAAGCCCUGCGUCCGCUCCAAAGUCAGCCACCAAGCCGAGUAUGAGCUGAACAUCUGUCCUGAGACAGGGCUGGACAGCCAGGACUACCGCUGUGCCGAGUGCCGAGCACCCAUCUCCCUGCGGGGUGUGCCCAGUGAGGCCCGGCAGUGUGACUACACCGGCCAGUACUACUGCAGUCACUGCCACUGGAAUGACCUGGCCGUCAUCCCUGCGCGAGUCAUCCACAACUGGGACUUUGAGCCGCGGAAGGUGUCCCGCUGCAGCAUGCGUUACCUGGCCCUGAUGGUAUCAAGGCCAGUCCUGCGGCUCCGGGAGAUCAACCCUCUGCUGUUCAACUAUGUGGAGGAGCUGGUGGAGAUCCGGAAGCUGCGUCAGGACAUCCUGCUCAUGAAGCCAUACUUCAUCACCUGCAAGGAGGCCAUGGAGUCGCGCCUGCUCCUGCAGCUCCAGGACCGGCAGCAUUUUGUGGAGAACGACGAGAUGUACUCAGUCCAGGACCUGGUGGACGUGCACGUGGGCCGCCUCAGCUGCUCACUGACGGAGAUCCACACUCUCUUCGCCAAGCACAUCAAGCUGGACUGUGAGCGGUGCCAGGCCAAGGGCUUUGUGUGUGAGCUCUGCAGAGAAGGCGACGUGCUGUUCCCGUUUGACAGCCACACGUCUGUGUGCACAGACUGCUCUGCCGUCUUCCACAGGGACUGCUAUUAUGACAACUCGACCACGUGCCCAAAGUGUGCCCGCCUGACCCUGCGGAAGCGGUCACUGUUCCAGGAGCCUGGCCUGGAUGUGGAUGUCUAGAGUGUGGGGGUGGUGGGGGGUGGGGCCAGCACCAAAUCCCAGGUGUUAUUCUGCCCUGGAGACCCUGGAUCUAGCCCUGCAGACCCCUGGACCCCCACCUGCUGGGCCAGAGGGCGAGCCACACCCAUGAGGACCAUCAUCCAGGAACUUACCAGGUCUCAGAGGGUCCAGUGGGAAGGAGAGUGUGGAGGGCUUCUCACCUCCCCAUAAUGCAGAGCCCUACAUGCCCUCUGGGUCAAGGCUGCCAGCCCAGAGCUGGGCUAGGCCAAUACCCCAGGGGGAUCUCUGGGAGCAACCACUGAGGCCACAGAUGCUGGUUGCACAGACCUGGGUGGGGCCUAAGUUUUUUUCUGCAGGGGGCAGUUUGGGUUCUACCCAGAGGCUCCUUCCUUACUGUCCCUCACCCCAGCCCCUCAUCUCGUCAAGGGCUUCUGGUGGGCCCUGACUGAGGCUGUUCCCAUGGACCUUCCUCCCUCAGGUCCCUCUCAGGCUGGAGGGAGUCCAGGGGCUCUGUCCAACAGGGAGAGAAGGGGCCUCUGAGCCUUUCUCUGCAUACGGACUGGCCAUGACUCUUCCCCGUGCUCUGAACUGGGCAGCGGGGGUCCAAAUGAGGGGUGUUGUGGCUGCAGGUGUGGUGCUGCAGGUUAGGGAAGACAGUGGGUUACAGCCAGCCCCUGUGGCAUUUCUUGGGACCAAUUUGCCACCGAGGAAGGAGCUCAUCCUGCCGCCACAGUGCCUGUGAAGGCUCUGGAUGCUUCGAGCUGGCCAGCAGGGUCUUUCAUUUGGGGGUCUGAGGCUGGGAGCAGGUGGUGAGAGGCCUGGGAGCAUCGACUGGAGGGGCCUCUGGGGGAAGAUGGGGCGUGGAGGUCCCGCUCCCUGUGAUGAAGGCUGCCUCUCAGGGUGCACCUCACAACCCCUUUUCACCCUGGUGGGAACCGCAUUGCUCAGGGUGUUUCCAGAGAGCAUCGUACUUUACAGACCCAGUGUCCCAGGCACAGCCAAGAGGACUUUUGGGGGCCUCCAGGGAGCAGGGCUGCCCGUACCUGCCCUUUGCUGCUGUCCCUCCUCGCCCUGGACUUGGCUGUUGGUGCAUGGCAGGCACUCAGGUGGUAGGAGGAGGGCAGGGAUAUGGCUUCUUGGAGGUCCCCCACCUGGACUGGGAAGCUAGAGGGGGCACCUUGGCAACAGGACUGUCAGCUCAGUGGGCCAUGCAAGUGGAGAGUAACAGCAGCGUCACCAUCCUCUGCAUGGCCAGGAAAGGGCAAGAACCAGUGGCGGUCAUGUCUCGCCUGCACGAGUAGCAUCAUGCGACGCCCUAGACUGAUACCUGAAAACCAGGAGAGUCACACUGAGCUGUCUUGGGUGAGGUAGAGAGGCCAGCAUAGGGGUCCUUCAUGGGAGAGCCAUGCCAUGGCAGCCUGUCCUGCUCCCUGCCCACUUUUAGAGUGUGUGGGGUCACAGGCUCCAUGCCCUCUCCCUGUGCCCAAAUCUGCACAUUCCUAUCUCAUUUCUCUCUGCUGUGUCACAUUCCUGCCAUCCUUGAGUUCAUGUGUAGUCCAUGUCACAUUGUUCUAGUUUGUAGUAACUGUGUCCACAGAAAAUGUCAGUAUGCUGGCAUUUGUUGGAUGGGGUUGGCAUCUUUAUUUUUGAUCUCCUCACUGUACUCCUCCCCCAGCACACUUCUUCCCCUCCUGGGCCUUCCUGUUGACAAAGUCUUUAAACAGAAUGGUGCGUGGGGUCUUUGAAUGAGUCCAUAGUGAGGUGGGAAGAAACCAGCAAUGAACAAGGCUGCCCACCAGCACCUGGGAUCUUCACAGGUCAUGCGGGUUCCAUGUGUGGGCCAGGCCUGGCUGGAGAGCACCUAGCUGUCCCAGCACCCUGUCCCUGGUCAUUAAACACCUGUUCGGAAACUCUCUCUCUCUGUGUGUGUGUGUGUGUGUGUAUUGGAUCAGAGUAGGGUACUGCAUGCAGGAGGUGGGAGAUUGUCUGGUUGGGAUGGAGUAAGAGUUCUGCAUCAAUGGGGAGAAGCGUGCAGGUUGGUUGGUGUCAGACGCAACAUAUCACCCUGCAGAAGUUAUGUGAUUUCUCCCAACCUCCCUUCCUUCUAUAGAAUGAAGUGGCAUCCCUUGCGGGGUUGUUAGGGCUCUGGGAGCAUUUAAUAAAUGUGCAGUAAGUAGAA